Cavia porcellus (domestic guinea pig) is the source of this 2726-nucleotide messenger RNA. It is a transcript of the gene Mbd4, whose product is annotated as methyl-CpG binding domain 4, DNA glycosylase. Bases 209 to 1858 code for a protein of 549 amino acids. Gene Ontology annotation, cellular component: nucleus. Gene Ontology annotation, molecular function: pyrimidine-specific mismatch base pair DNA N-glycosylase activity; DNA binding. The transcript is spliced from 8 exons. Gene Ontology annotation, biological process: DNA repair. The record is from RefSeq and is a predicted model, not a curated record. NCBI's taxonomy places the organism in Eukaryota, Metazoa, Chordata, Mammalia, Rodentia, Caviidae.
UUUGCGAAGAAAGAUUUGAUUGGCGGAGCCAGGGAGAUGGCUGCAGUGGCUGAGGGGCUGGAUGUCAGGGACUUUUACUAUCUGCAGGUUUUGGAUUCAGCUCAGCGCUCUGGACUGAGGUUUUCCCAUCCUCCCUCUCUCUUUGUCCAGGGCGAGGUACCUCUUCGCCGGCUGCUGUGGUCGGACGCCGCCGCAGGCCACGAUUUGCAUGGCGUGUCUGAGUCCCAGUGAAGAAGAUGUUGCAACAGGUUUGGAAAAAGUGGAAAAAAAUGAAAAACAAAUGGUGAUGACAAAUGGAAGCAGGGAAUGUAAUGCUCUUCUACAGGGACCCAUUGCUUCUCAGUGUGCUGGUGCUGCAGUGACAGAACGUCACAAGCCUGUCCUCUAUGGAUGGGAAAGGAUUGUGAAACAGAGGCUAUCUGGGAAAACAGCAGGAAGAUUUGAUGUAUACUUUAUUAGCCCACAGGGACUGAAGUUCAGAUCUAAAAGUUCAGUUGCUAAUUAUCUUCUCAAAAAUGGAGACACAGCUCUGCAGCCAGAAGAUUUUGAUUUUAGUGUUCGUUCUGAAAGGAACAUCAAGUCAAGAUGUAAGGGCUCUACCAUGGCAGCUCUGACAACCCAACAGCAAAACAAAAGUAACAUUUCAAACUGGAACAUUCGGACUAGAAGCAGGCAAAAAACAGAUGUUUCUCCUCUGCCAAAUAGUACUUUGGAGUUGCAAGAUAGCAGAGGACUGUCUAACCUUGAUUCCAACCAUGUGCUUCUGAGAGAAGAAGAAAAUAUUAACGACAUUAGCUCUGGGAAGGUUAGGAAAUUCAAAGGAAAAGUGACUGCUUUGAAAGGAAUUCAAAAUAAGAGAAACAGAAAACAGUGCAGUAACAGUCUUCCAGAUGCUGUCCAAAGUAAUACAAAAAGAGAAUCUGUGUUUAAUAAAGCAGAGGCUACAAGUGCAUCUGUUGCACAAGAAAAUCAGCUUGAUAGAGCUUUCUGCUUUUCUGAUGGCACCACAACCCACAGUACCUUUGGUGUGACUGAGGAAGAAAAGAGCCGUGUAAAAGAAAAAUCGUUGAGCUCAGGAUCAGAGUUUUAUUUUGAACAAAUAACAUCUGGUAUCACAAACAAAUCAUGUCCAACCACAGAAGGGGAACAUGAGAAGUAUGAGGAGACCUUUUUAGAAUCAGAGGAAAUCAGAGCAAAAGUAGAAGAUGGAGAAAGAAAGGAACAUUUGCAUACUGAUAUUUUACAGUGUGACUCUGAAGGUGACAGCAGCUGCUCACAAAGCAGUAAAGACUUGACUUCUGAGAAAAUAUAUCCAGAGGACAGCAUCCCACGAACACACACAGAAAAGCGGAAGACCAGCCAGUACUUCUCCAGCAAAUACAACAGAGGAGCUCUCAGCCCCCCACGACGCAAAGCCUUUAAGAAGUGGACCCCACCUCGGUCACCUUUUAAUCUCGUCCAAGAGACACUGUUCCAUGACCCGUGGAAGCUCCUCAUUGCGACAAUAUUUCUGAAUCGCACUUCAGGUAAGAUGGCGAUCCCUGUACUCUGGGAAUUUCUGGAGAAGUACCCCUCCGCAGAGGUCGCGCGAGCUGCAGACUGGAGAGACGUGUCUGAACUGCUGAAACCUCUUGGCCUCUAUGAGCUCCGAGCCAAAACCAUUGUCAAGUUUUCAGAUGAGUACCUGACAAAGCAUUGGAAGUAUCCCAUUGAGCUUCACGGAAUCGGCAAAUAUGGCAAUGACUCUUACCGGAUUUUUUGCGUCAAUGAGUGGAAGCAGGUGCACCCUCAAGACCACAAGCUGAACAAGUACCACGACUGGCUAUGGGAAAAUUAUGAAAAGCUGAGUCUGUCCUGAAGCCUUUGCUGCCCCAGACUCUUGUUCUGUGCUUUGCUUUGCACCUUGAUUUCUAUGAGCUCGGUGGAGCAGACCAGCCGCCUUCUUCCUGAGUCAGCCUGGGGGCCGGUGCAUGCUUCUUCAGUCCAUGUGCCAAUGGUACUGUUAUUGAAGACUCUAGAAUGUUCUUUGAGAUUUAAAUAACCGUUCUAAAAAUGCACAUUACUUUUCUGACACUGAAAUUGAUGGAAAGGUAAAAAGCUUUUCUAAACUACCAAUAAUGUAGAGCACAUUUCUAUCAGCCCUGCUAAAGAUUAGACUUCCUGUUCUUUGGAUAGAAAACAGUAUUAUUGUACACAAUUUUUACAUGAAGAAUUCCAGAGUCUGCCGUUUUUUACAGGUAUUGUAUAAUUCAAAUACUGAGAGAUUUCCUUUAGAAUCACAAAAUCCUAAAUUACUGAGUCUUACUUAGUGAUCUUCAUUUUAAUGUAUAAUAUAAAAAUAAAAUUUUACCUUCCUGUCCCCAAGGCAGACAUCUCCUUCAUAAGGAUGCAACCCAUUUUAAUUUAACAAAAUAUAUUCUUUAGCCAUGAUGGUGCACACCUGUGAUUGCAGUACUUGGGAGGCUGAGGCUGGAGAAUUGCCAAGAGUUCAAGGCCAGUCUUGCUCAAAAAAAAUCUUUAAAAAAGAAAGCAUGUUCUAGCACACUUGGUAACCAAAAGCCACCCACAACGCAUGUUAAGAAAACCCACAGUGUGUUUCUUAGUGAACCACUGAAAAUCUGUUCUGGUUUGCUCAUGGAACUCAUAAAACUGAAGUGCAGAAUAAUCAAAGGUUUUAAAAUCAAAGUGGAUUAAAUAGGAAAUCAAUAAAAAUUUUUUAAAGCCAA